Vicia faba (fava bean) is the source of this 897-nucleotide messenger RNA. The record is from the annotation of a GenBank genome assembly. NCBI's taxonomy places the organism in Eukaryota, Viridiplantae, Streptophyta, Magnoliopsida, Fabales, Fabaceae.
AUGUAUCUUCAUCUUCCACCACCAUUCACUAUCAUCAAACUUGUUCUACUAACACUCCAACUCCAACUUCAAACCAUUCCCAUUCUCACUCUCUCUCCCUGCAAAACCUCAUGUGGCACCAUUCCCAUAAACUACCCAUUCGCCUUAGAAGACGGUUGCGGAUCACCCCAAUUCCGCCACAUGUUCAACUGCACAACCACUGACUUAUUCUUCCAAACCCCUUCCGGCUCAUACAAAGUCCAAUCCAUCGACUACACCAAACAAACAAUGACUCUCUACGACCCAUCAAUGUCAACCUGCUCCAUUCUUCAACCACACCACGACUUCAUCAUGACAGAUAUUCAGUCUGCUAUAAUCCCUCCAUCCCAAGACACAGUUUUCGUUCUGCUAAACUGCUCUAUAGACUCACCUAUCCUCAACCAUUACAAGUAUCUUUGCUUCAACUUUGAAGGACACACUUGUGACGAGCUUUAUGGGGGUUGUAAUGCUUUUAGGGUGUUUCAUUUGUUGACCAAUAGUUCCCCACCUUGCUGUUUUACCAGCUAUAAUACUGUGAAGUUUAUGAGUAUGAAUAUUUUGGAUUGUACGCAUUAUACUAGUGUGUUUAAUAGUGAUAAAUUGAGAGGUGUUGGUCCUUUGGAUUGGGUUUAUGGGAUUAAACUUUCUUUUAGUUUGCCCCAUGUUGGAUGUGAAAGUUGUAAACAAUCUGGUGGGACUUGCGGGUUUGAUACUGAUACGGAAGGUCUUCUUUGUCUCUGCUCAAGUUUCACUAACUCAACAAGGGAAUGUGCUGCUGGAAGUAUGAUAUCAGAAGGAUUGAACAAUGCUCCUUGGACAAAGCACUUAAUGGUUUUGCUUCUUGUAGUUUUACUUCACACAGUGAUGGAGCUGCUUUGA